Malus domestica (apple) is the source of this 903-nucleotide messenger RNA. Its product is annotated as F-box/kelch-repeat protein At3g06240-like. Gene Ontology annotation, molecular function: protein binding. Lineage: Eukaryota; Viridiplantae; Streptophyta; Magnoliopsida; Rosales; Rosaceae. The record is from RefSeq and is a predicted model, not a curated record.
AUGCGGGAGUUCCCACCGGAGUUACUCUUUGAAAUCCUUUUGCGGCUCCCGCCUGAGGACUUGUUGCGAUGUUUAUGUGUUUCCAAAGCUUGGAAUGCUACCAUCCAUGACAAAACCUUCAUCAAAUCCCAUCUCCAACGCUCCAUCCAAACCAAUUCAUUUGGCUCUCUUUUUGUAUCUGCAACUUUUCCUUGCAAUAAAUGUUCGUUCAAGUUCUCUGAUAUUUACGACGACGGUACUAUAGAACGAGCCAUGAAAAUCGAGCAGCCGCCACUGCAAGACGCAGAAAGCCGGACUCCUUUUCCUUCCGCGUUGGUCUCAUCCAAUGGGAUAAUUUGCAUUCGCACCGGGCUGUACGAGGACGAUUUUGUUUUGUGGAAUCCGUCAAUUCGAAAGUUCAAAAAGAUUCCCUCCCCAACGUUUGAGCAGUCUCCAUCACCAGAUAUACAUGUGUACCUAGGCUAUGGAUUCGGGUAUGAUUCAACAAAUGGUGACUAUAAACUUUUGGGAAUUGCGAAUUUUAAUGAGGCUGUGCAUCAAUGUCAAAUUUAUAGCCUAAAAUCCAACUCAUGGAGAAAGAUAAGAAACAUGCCUUGCGAUGAGUUUCAUAUGAUUGUAAGUCGGAUCCUGUUUUCGAACGGUGCUCUAAGUUGGCUGGCACAGAACAUGUUAGAUAGAAAAAUGCAUGUUGUGACCUUUGAGCUUGCCACCGAGAAAUAUCACUGGUUUCCCACCCCGGUUGAUGAGAAUGUGCAGUUAGAGGUCUUGGGAGACUCUCAAUGUAUUUUUCGUCGUUUGCGCACCAUGGAUGCUUGGAUUAUGAAGGAACAUGGAUCUUGGACCCUGCUUUAUUCUAUAGAGCUGCCCCCUAUGAGUAGGGUUAAUCGGUGGUGUUUGGGAUAA